Messenger RNA from Brachypodium distachyon (stiff brome), 2685 nucleotides. Its product is annotated as probable galacturonosyltransferase 7. Gene Ontology annotation, molecular function: polygalacturonate 4-alpha-galacturonosyltransferase activity. The record is from RefSeq and is a predicted model, not a curated record. NCBI's taxonomy places the organism in Eukaryota, Viridiplantae, Streptophyta, Magnoliopsida, Poales, Poaceae. The transcript is spliced from 9 exons. The coding region runs from base 248 to 2113 and encodes 621 amino acids.
ACUCCACUCCGCUCCCCCAGACGGCCAGACCCCCCUUUCCCUACCCUUGCCACUCCGAUCAAAUCCCGACCCGCACUGCUGACUGGCGCCGUCGAGUUCGAAGCAAUCCCUAGCACCUCCACGGCGUCGCCUGCGCCGGCUGACUCCAUCUACUGGGAUUCCCAACUGCGAUGAUCAGUAGAGGAGCGGCUUGCGACGACGCUGCUGCUGCUGCUGGGAGCCUUGGGCGGCAGAGGAAGGGGAGCCGAUGAAGGCGACCCCGCCGCAGCGGCGGAGGGGCCCGCGCGUGGCGGUGCUGGCGCUCGUCCUCUGCUCGCUCCUCGUGCCCCUAGCCAUCCUCUUCGACCACGCCUCCUCCUCCGGAGACGACGUGACGACGGACGAGCGGCGCCGACAGGAGGUCGUUUUGCCUUCCAUCGAUCGCGUGGUGCGGAGGGAUCCAGUGAUUCGACUUCCUGUCGGUGGUGGAGUGAGACAGGAUGCACCUAAGAAGAUUUCCAAUGGCAGCAGUGGAGUGUUGCCGCAGCCUAAGCAAAUUGAUCGCCGUCCUUCCCCUUCCAGCACAAAACCAAAAGUUCUUCCUGUACCAAGAACUGAACCACCGAAGGCUGUGAUGGAACCAAAUCGACAAGAAGUUGCCAAUGAUAGAAAGAGACGAGACCGAGGUGCUAAAGCAGAUGAAGUGGAAAAUGCAAAGGCUUGUCAACUUGAAUUCGGGAGCUACUGCCUCUGGUCCACAGAACACAAAGUAAUGAUGAAGGAUUCCAUUGUGAAAAAGCUAAAAGACCAAUUAUUUGUGGCCCGUUCAUACUAUCCAAGCAUUGCCAAACUUGAAGGACAGGAGGCACUGAGUCAGGAAAUGAAGCAAAACAUACAAGACCAUGAGAGGAUUCUUAGUGCAUCCGCUGUUGAUGCUGAUCUACCAUCGUUUAUCAACAAGAGGAUAUUGGAGAUGGAGCACACUAUAGCGAGAGCGAAGUCUUGCACUGUGGAUUGUCACAACGUUGACAAGAAGCUUCUGCAGAUACUUGACAUGACUGAGGAUGAAGCUCAUUUUCAUAUGAAGCAAAGUGCAUUCCUGUACAAUCUUGGUGCUCAGACAUUGCCUAAAACUCACCAUUGUUUUUCUAUGAGGUUGACAUUAGAAUAUUUCAAAUCCUCUUCAUUGAAUUCAGAUGUUUCUUCGGCACACAAGUUCAAUACCCCAAACCACAAGCACUAUGUUAUACUAUCUAAGAAUGUCCUUGCAGCUUCUGUUGUCAUCAACUCAACAGUGAUCAAUUCUAAGGAUCCAGGAAACAAUGUUUUUCAUAUCCUAACUGAUGCUCAAAAUUUCUAUGGAAUGAAAUACUGGUUUGCCAGAAAUUCAUACAAAAAGUCCGCUCUCCAUGUCAUAAACUAUGAAGAAACUAUUUUAGAGAAGUUACCAAAGCAUAGUAUGCGAGAGAUGUAUUUGCCUGAGGAGUUCCGUGUUCUCAUCAGGGACACUGAGCAGCUCACUGAGAAAGCAAGAAUGGAAUACCUGUCGCUGUUCAGUCAUUCGCAUUUCUUUAUUCCAGAAAUAUUUAAGGAUCUAAAGAAGGUGAUUGUGUUGGAUGACGACGUGGUUAUUCAACGUGAUCUGUCUUUCUUGUGGAAUCUUAACAUGGGGGACAAGGUAAAUGGUGCUGUCCAAUUUUGUGGUGUAAGGCUGGGUCAAGUGAGGAAUCUAUUGGGUAAGACAAAAUAUGAUCCUAAAUCAUGUGCAUGGAUGUCUGGGGUGAAUGUUAUUAAUUUGGAGAAAUGGAGGAAGCAUAAAGUGACAGAAAAUUACCUGCAACUCCUGAAACAGGUCAAGAGAACGGAUGAGGCAUCUCUACGAGCAGCAGCCUUCCCUUUAAGCUUGUUGUCUUUUCGGCAUCUCAUUUAUCCCCUUGAUGUGAAUCUGACGCUGUCCGGGCUUGGAUAUGAUUACGGAAUCGAGCAGGAGGUUGCAUGGAGUUAUGCAUCACUGCACUACAACGGCAACAUGAAACCUUGGCUUGAGUUAGGCAUACCAGACUACAGGAAGUACUGGAGGAGAUAUCUCACUCGAGAAGACCAAUUCAUGGAUGAAUGCAAUGUAAAUCCGUAGCACACUUGAGCCCGAAAUCAGAACAAACGACAACAUGUUGCUGACACCCACUAAAAUUUGUUUCUGCUGAGUGGACGCCUGUAGCCCCCAAAAGCACUGUGCACCAGUGCAACAAAACACAGCUUCUGAACAGGAGAAGAGUUGCAGCCAUUGGCAAUCUGUGCCAAGUGCUGACAGGAUUGCGCAGACUCAGCACCAUCUGUUCAUUGCAUUGAACAGGUUUGUUUGAUGGUUUCUGCAUUCUGGGAUCAACCACAAAUCAGAAGACCACAGGUAGCAGGUAAGGACGGUGUUAACAAGUCAAGCCCAAUUGUCCAGAUUGCUAGGUAGGAUUUUCGAUGCAAAGAUUCAUUUACCAUUUUCCUCUUCUGCCAAUAAGGGCACAUACAUGUAAUCAUGAUAGUCGUUUUCCUUUUUGCUGCUAGUUCUAGCGCAUUUAUUGGUUUCUGUGGUUAUAUUGCUGUCCAAACCUAUGGACAGCUCUGUGGAUACCCCUGUAUAUUGUUUGCUGUACUUACUGGAAUGCCUUCAUUUUGACAAGAUUAUGAGGGCUCGCGCAGUUGUUGUUUCUA